AUGUCUAUCAUCGCGCCGAAGUCUCGUAUUGACGCAGGCGAGGCCGAGAAGAGUCACACCUACGAUGGCUCGGGCACCGUGGAUGAUCCAUUCGUGGUGGAGUUCCAAAAAGACGACCCCAGCAAUCCGAUGAACUGGGGUGAGGUCCGCAAAUGGUUCAUUGCAGCGAUUGCGACUUUCUCAGUCUUCGCAGUGACCGUCACUUCCUCUGCGUACUCGGCGUCGGCAAAUGAAGUCUUCCAGGACUUCGACAUCAGCACCGAGGUCUUCACUGUCGGGCUUUCUCUUUUUGUGCUCGGGUUUGCAAUUGGCCCUGCUGUAUGGGGUCCCUUGAUUCUCUGGAUCAUGUCCCACAUUGCUAUGGUCGCUUUUCUCGGAGGAUCCGCAGGCAGCCAAAACGUGGCCACCCUCCUCAUCCUCAGAUUCUUUGCCGGUACAUUUGGUGGCUCGCCAAUUGUUAACUCUGGCGGAACAAUUGCCGAUCUCUUUCCGCCUGCUCAGCGUGGCUUGGCAUUGACUAUCUAUUGUGUUGCGCCCUUCCUUGGCCCUAUUUUGGGCCCAAUCGUGGGUGGCUUCGUAUCUGAGGACAUUGGAUGGAGAUGGGUCCAAGGGGUCUGCGUAAUCUUUAUUGGCGUAAUUGGAAUUGUGGGUACCAUUUUCAUUCCUGAGACAUAUGGCCCGGUGCUGCUUCAACGUCGGGCACAUCAACUGGCUAAGGCCGACGGCAAGGUCUACGUUAGCGUUUUGGAAAGAAACCAAGGGAAGAAGAAGCCGUCAGAGGUCUUCAAGCGUGCUUUGUUCCGUCCCUGGGUGUUCCUCUUCCUCGAGCCCAUCGUCUUAGUGGCAUCACUAUAUAUGGCUAUCAUCUACGGCACGGUCUACAUGUUCAUGGGCGCUAUGCCCAUAGUGUACAACGAAGACCGUGGUUGGAGCGAAGGUAUCGGCGGACUGUCGUUCUUGGGAAUUGCCGUUGGAAUUAUCUUUGGACUGAUAUACGCCAUUUGGGACAACAAUAGCCGAUACAUGAAGCUGUUCGUGGCAAAAUCUGCAACGGCCGAGUCUCGACUGCCACCUGCGAUUGUUGGAGGUAUUGCCCUCCCUAUCGGCAUGUUCGCCUUUGCCUGGACCAGUUACCCCAGCAUCCACUGGUCUAUCAGUAUUAUCCUGUCUACACCGUUUGGACUUGGCUGUGUACUCGUCAUACUGCCUAUCAUGAACUACUUGAUUGACUCUUACACAAUCUAUGCGGCCUCGGUCCUGGCUGCAGCUGCCAUUUUCCGCUCAGUCGUGGGCGCUGCAUUUCCCCUAUUUACGACGCAGAUGUAUCACAAUUUGGGAAUUCACUGGGCGUCCUCCAUCCCGGCAUUCAUGACUCUCGUGUGCAUGCCCUUUCCGUUGAUUAUGUACCGAUAUGGUGCAGUGGUCCGAAUGAAGUGCAAGUACUCUUUCGAAGCAGCAGAGAUGAUCAGGAAAAUGCAAAUGCAGCAAGUAGCUGCUAAUGCAGAGACGGACAGCGACUUGGCGCCUGAGUGA
Messenger RNA from Penicillium coprophilum, 1533 nucleotides. Its product is annotated as MFS transporter. Gene Ontology annotation, molecular function: transmembrane transporter activity. The coding region runs from base 1 to 1533 and encodes 510 amino acids. The transcript has 2 exons. NCBI's taxonomy places the organism in Eukaryota, Fungi, Ascomycota, Eurotiomycetes, Eurotiales, Aspergillaceae. The record is from RefSeq and is a predicted model, not a curated record. Gene Ontology annotation, biological process: transmembrane transport.